AUGUCCUUUUGGGAGGCGCAUUUUCUUCUUCGCCUUAUUCGUGCAGAGCACCCGGGUGCCGCGCCAUUAUAUAGUCCUGGCCGGUAUGACGUGUGCCUCGUGUUUUUCUACUCGCUGAUAUGCAUUGUGACACACGCUGUGUUGCAGGAGUAUGUAUUUGACCGUUUUGAGAAAAAGCUCAACCUCACGAAGAUACGCCUGGGAAAGUUCAAUGAAUCAGCACAUUUGACUUGCUUCUACACUCUAUCCGUCAUUUGGGGAAUUUAUAACGUCAUCAAUGAAAACCUGAUACCUAGCUUGAGCAGUCUUUGGGAGGGAUACCCACAUUCGCUGUUACCGUUUUGGACCAAGAUGUUUUUGCUAAUUCAGAUUUGCUACUGGAUACAUGACUUUCCAGAGCUCUACUUCCAGCGUGUGAAAAAGGAACUCAUUCCAGCCCGUAUUCUACAUGCAACCAUGUUUAUAAUUGGUAUUGGCUUCGCAUACGUCGGGGGACUUUCGAAGCUCUGUAUAGCUUUGUUGAUCGUACACUAUGCUACUGAUGUCUUCUUGCACUCUGCCCGUGCAUUACACCUAGCGGAUUAUCCUAGGAUUGCGUCAGUGGGAUCCACUGCAAUGAUUUUCCUGUUUAUCUCGCAAGCUUACAUGGUUUGGAACUUCAUCACGUUCCAUCAGCGAUCAAGACGUGACAAGCAGUCCCAUUCAUCAUCCAAGGGUGGUUGGCUAGGUGGCGCCAGUCAAGAUGCAGGCGGUGCCAAGAAGAAGGAAAAGAAGAAAGUGAGGCGGGAAGAGGAAGAGCUGAGCGAUGGCGUGGACAGUGCUGUGGACCAGAACAAUCAGCGUGAUGUACGCCGUCGUAAAGUCAACAAAUCCCGCCCACAAACCCAACAGCAAUAGCCACUAGCCCAAAUCCGCUCGACCGUUGUUGUUGUACCAUACGCAAUCCGAGUCGGUCAAGUGCCUGUUCCCCGCCCCCUACCCCCGUAUCCAAACCGUUUUUGAUAGCCCUCCAUGAACUGCUGAUCUAAUUGCGUGUGGUGACAGUUGAUUUGUUCCGUAAUUGCCUUGCUAGCCAUUUCGUGUUUCCCUAUUUUGUGGUUUUUGGUUACACUGCACUGCACUGCACUGCAUGUGUUUUCCCCUUUUUUUGUACAGUUGUGUCCCUUUUGAAACUCUAUUUGGCAUGCAUGUUGUACUUGGCACCUGGUGAAUAACUCCAAUGACCAGUCUUGGUGACA
This is a messenger RNA of Opisthorchis viverrini, 1238 nucleotides long. RefSeq lists its product as hypothetical. The transcript has 8 exons. Gene Ontology annotation, cellular component: endoplasmic reticulum membrane. The record is from RefSeq and is a predicted model, not a curated record. Bases 1 to 897 code for a protein of 298 amino acids. Gene Ontology annotation, biological process: SRP-dependent cotranslational protein targeting to membrane, translocation; protein insertion into ER membrane. Lineage: Eukaryota; Metazoa; Platyhelminthes; Trematoda; Opisthorchiida; Opisthorchiidae.